Molecule: messenger RNA, 3126 nt
Organism: Stegodyphus dumicola
Lineage: Eukaryota; Metazoa; Arthropoda; Arachnida; Araneae; Eresidae
Gene: dre4
Product: SPT16 homolog, facilitates chromatin remodeling subunit dre4
Biological process (GO): transcription elongation by RNA polymerase II
Cellular component (GO): FACT complex
Molecular function (GO): nucleosome binding
Source: RefSeq, a predicted model, not a curated record
CAUUCAAAUUUGCUUCUCCCGCCAUUUGUCCGAAACGUUAAUGACGGAGUAUGUAAGCGACGCCAUUUCUGUAGAGUAAAUGUAUAAUGGCGAAUUUGAGAGUUGAUAAAGAUGCUUUCUAUCGGCGAAUGCGAAAGUUAUAUUCAGCUUGGAAGAAUGCCGAAAGUAGUGACAAUGGUUUUGGUAAAAUGGAUGCUCUGGUUGCUGCUGUUGGUCUUGAUGAAGAUGUUGUGUACAGCAAAUCAACAGCAAUUCAGACAUGGCUAUUUGCCUAUGAAUUGACAGAUACAAUAAUGGUUCUCUGUGAGGACUGCAUAUACUUCUUAGCAAGUAAAAAGAAGGUAGAAUUUUUAAAGCAGUUUGAAUCUGGGAAAGAAAAUGAAAAUGAGGUUCCUCCAUUAACUUUACUUGGCAGAGACAAAGCUGAUAAAGAUAAAACAAAUUUUGAGAAGCUUAUUAGUGCAAUUAAAAGUAGCAAGAAGGGCUCUACUAUUGGAGAAUUUGCUAAGGAUAAAUUUCCAGGAGAAUUUUUAGAUGCCUGGCGUGCUGCUUUGUCUAAAGAAAAUUUUGAUACUGUUGACGUUAGUGCUACUAUUGCCUAUCUUAUGGCUCCAAAAGAAGAUUCUGAAAUAGCUAUUUUAAAGAAAGCAUGCCAAGUUACUGUUGAUGUAUACUCAAAGUAUUUGAAGGAUCAAAUAAUGGAAAUCAUCGAUGCUGAUAAGAGAGUGAAGCAUUCAAAACUUUCUGAAAGUGUAGAACAAGCUCUGAAUGAUAAGAAGUAUAUAACGGGUGUUGAUCCUAAUCAGGUUGAUUUGUGCUACCCUUGUAUAAUUCAGUCAGGAGGAAACUAUAACUUAAAAUUUAGUGUUGUGAGUGAUAAGAAUAAUUUAAGCUUCGGAACUAUUAUUUGUGCACUUGGUGCUCGGUACAAAUCUUAUUGUUCAAACAUUGUUCGUACGUUAUUGGUCAAUCCAUCAAAAGAGCAAGAAGAGCUUUAUAAUUUCCUGGUGUCCCUUCAGGAAGAAGUUUUGAACAAGCUACAACAUGGAGUGAAACUCUGUGAUGUGUACAGUGCAGCUGUAUCUUUUGUGGAGAACUCUCAUAAAGAAUUGCUUGAUAAGAUGGUCAAGAACUUGGGGUUUGGAAUGGGUAUUGAAUUCAGAGAGAGUACACUUGCUAUAACUGCUAAAACAACUGCUGUAGCUAAAAAAGGUAUGGUUUUCAGUAUAAAUGUUGGAUUUUCUGGUCUUGAAAAGAAUAAAGCAGAGGACAAAACUCCAGAAAUAUAUGCGUUAUUCAUUGGUGAUACAGUAUUGGUUAAUGAGGGCCAACCAUGUACAAUUCUAACUACAAAUAAAAAGAAGUUGAAGAACAUUGCUAUUGUUUUAAAAGAUGAUGAUGAGGAAGAAGAGGAGGAAGAAAUUGAACCUGCUGUACAGGAAGAGACUUUAGUUAGAGGAAGAAGAACUGCAAUUUUAGAUUCUAAGUUAAGGACUGAGCAGUCCGCUGAAGAAAAACGAAAACAGCAUCAAAAGGAAUUAGCUGAGCAGUUAAAUAAAGAAGCUAGAGCAAGACUGGCCGAAUCAACUGGCAUUCAGAAAGAAGAAAAGGUCCGCAAGUCUAAUAUAUCAUAUAAGUCAGUUGGGCAACUCCCGAAAGAACCUGAACUGAAAGAACUUAAAAUUUUUGUUGAUAAGAAAUAUGAAACUGUCAUUCUGCCACUUUUCGGAGUGAAUGUUCCUUUUCAUAUUUCUACUAUAAAGAAUAUCAGUCAGUCCAUUGAAGGUGAUUUUACCUAUCUUCGUAUAAACUUCUUUCACCCAGGAUCUGCUCUGGGACGCAAUGAAGGCAAUUUAUUCCCUAAUCCUGAGGCAACAUUUUUAAAAGAAAUCACAUACCGAAGCACAAAUUCAAAAGAACCUGGAGAAAUAUCUGCUCCAUGUUCAAAUUUAAAUACAGCACAUAGACUUAUUAAAGAAGUUCAGAAAAAAUAUAAAACAAGAGAGGCUGAAGAAAAAGAGAAAGAAGGUAUCGUGAAACAAGACACUUUAGUUCUGAGCUCAAACAAGGGUAAUCCAAAGGUGAAGGAUCUCUAUAUUAGACCAAACAUUUACUCAAAAAGAAUUUCUGGUACUCUUGAAGCGCAUACUAACGGUUUCAGAUUUACUUCUGUUCGAGGUGAUAAAGUGGACAUACUAUAUAAUAACAUAAAGCAUGCAUUUUUUCAACCUUGUGAUGGAGAGAUGAUAAUUUUACUACACUUUACACUGAAGAAUGCCAUCAUGUUUGGAAAGAAGAGAAAUAAUGAUGUUCAGUUUUACACAGAAGUUGGAGAAAUUACCACAGAUUUGGGAAAACAUCAACACAUGCAUGAUCGAGAUGAUUUAGCUGCUGAGCAGGCUGAGAGAGAUUUAAGACAAAAAUUGAAAACAGCUUUUAAAACAUUUUGUGACAAAGUUGAGCAGAUGACAAAACAGGAAGUUGAAUUUGAUACUCCCUUUAGAGAGCUUGGUUUUCCCGGUGUACCAUAUAGAAGUACUGUACAGCUGCAACCUACCUCAGGAUGCUUAGUAAAUCUUACGGAUUGGCCUCCAUUUGUUAUCACCUUGGAAGAAAUAGAAUUGGUGCAUUUUGAGCGUGUUCAGUUCCACCUGAAAAAUUUUGACAUGGUUUUUGUCUUUAAAGAUUAUCACAGGAAAGUUGCCAUGGUUAAUGCAAUACCUAUGAACAUGCUGGAUCAUGUUAAGGAAUGGCUUAACUCAUGUGACAUUCGUUAUACCGAAGGAAUUCAGAGUUUGAAUUGGACAAAAAUCAUGAAGACUAUAACUGAUGACCCUGAAGGAUUUUUUGAAAGUGGAGGUUGGUCAUUCUUGGAUCCUGAUAGUGAAGGUGAAGAAGGAGAAGAUGAUGAGGAUUCAGAUGAAGAUGAUCAGUACCAACCUAGUGGAUCAGAAGAUGAAGAAGAAGAAAGUAGUGAAGAAGAUUACAGUGGAUCUGAAUUUUCAGAAGAUGAAGAUAGUUCUGAAGGUGACCUGGGAUCAAGUGAAGAAAGUGGAAAAGAUUGGUCUGAGCUAGAAGAGGAAGCUGCAAAAGGUAGUUUUUUCACCUAAUUGCUAAUAAAUAAAC